CGACGGAGCAGCUGCCUCGGCGCCAUGGUUGUCCUGCAACAUGGCACAAAGUGACCAAUCCCGAGGACGCUGUGGGUUCCCGCCCAAUAACAAGGCAUUGACCAAUGAGUUGCGGCGUUUCGGGCCGGACAGGCGGUGUUGGCUGCAAUAAGGUCUCUCCGGAGCCUUCUGUUCUCCAGACUGAACUCCCCAGCUCUCCCAGCCCGUCUCCAGAACAGAGGGGCUCCAGCCCUUGGAGCAGUGAAGGGCCCAGAUGCUGACAACUUCCCAUGACUCUCCCCUCCUCCUCUGCAAACAUCCAAGUGAACCACAGAUCUUAAUACCCAGAGAAGCAGCAGGCGGGUCAGCGUAACAUUGGAGAAAGCACAGAAACAAACUGCAUGUGUUGCAAUUUUAAUUGGAUUAUUGCUACUAGUGCAGCUUUUUUCUUGUAUAUAAGUACUUGACCUACAUUAUUUUUCUUUGCUUUUCUGUAAUUAGAUGUAGAUUUAUUAUGACUUCCAAAUCAGACUGUUAAAAUUUCUAUUAUACUAAAAAUAAGUUUUGGCUUUAAAUGUGUAUGUUAAGUGGUGUGACUGAUAUUCUAUAGGGAAGGGGUUAGGGCAUCCAGAAGGAUCUGGACAGGCCAGAGAGAAGGGCCCAUGCCAACCUCAUGAAGUUCGACAAGGCCAAGUGCAAUCCCCAACACGGGUACGGGCUGAGUGAUGAGUGAAUUGGGAGCAGUCCUGUGGAGAAGGACUUGGGAGUCUUGGGGAAUGAAAAACUGGAUAUGGGCCAGCAAUGUGCACUCCCAGCCAGCUGCAGUCUGAGCUCCAUCAAAAGUAGCACAGGCAGCAAAGCAGCCUAGCCUCUAGUUACCUGCUUUGGGGAAAGGUGUUUCUGCCCACAGUGAGGGCUGUAAUUAGAUGAUUUUUAAGGACUCUUCAACCAAAACUAUUCAACCUUCACUUCUGUGAAGGUCCAUCGGUGGGAAGCACAGAGAGUGUGUGGGCUUAGACAUCCAGCCUACCCACAGCUGCCUCUCGGUGCCUGGUCUCCCCAGCUGCUGGCACCUGGACACGCUGGGCCCUGCGAGGUGCACAGCCCUGCCACAGCCACCAGAACAGAUUCCAUUGCACACAACAACCUGCAGACAGACACGGACACUGGGUGCCCCUUGAGUUCCUGUAAUGGGGUGCUCAGGAUGCAGAGAAACACGGACAGCUCCUAAAAUAGCAGCGAUUUGCUAGAUUAUCUUGCAUCUCCUUUCCAUUCUAAGACUGUUUGUAUCAUUGAAACUUUCUGGUUUGUGGAUCAGCCUCUAAGAAGAUUAACGUUUAUAAUUGGCUUGUGGAAGGUUAGAUCCCUCACGUAACUGACAUUGGUGUUGAGCAUGGACAGGAGCAAACGGGCAGUGCUGUGAGAGCCACAGGAGGAAGAGGAUCAUUCCUGUAGCAUCAUCCUUCUGACCACCGAUACAUAUGGGAAACAACAGCAGCUCCACCGUGGAUGAUCUGCAAGCUGUUGAGAUCCACCACUGGUACAAGAAAUUCAUGACAGAGUGUCCUUCUGGACAGCUGACGGAGCAUGAAUUUAAGCAGUUCUUUGGACUUCGAGGGCUGGAUCCAGAGGCCAAUAAGUACAUUGAGCAGAUGUUCCGUACGUUUGAUAUGAACAAGGAUGGAUAUAUUGAUUUCAUGGAAUACGUGGCUGCCCUCAGCCUCGUUCUCCGAGGGAAGAUGGAGCAGAAAUUGCGGUGGUAUUUCAAGCUCUAUGAUGUAGAUGGCAAUGGCUGCAUUGAUCGACAUGAACUGCUCAACAUCAUCAAGGCUAUUCGAGCUAUUAAUGGUGGUGACCAUGAAACAAGUGCAGAAGAGUUCACCAACCGAGUCUUCAACAGGAUUGAUGUGAACGGCGAUGGUGAACUUUCUCUGGAUGAAUUUGUGGAGGGAGCAAGGAAAGAUGAGGAGUUCAUGGAGGUUAUGAUGAAAAGUUUGGACCUGUCACACAUUGUGGCCAUGAUAAACAACCGUCGGCAUAGUGUAUAAAUCAAGCUGGGAGAAAAUGCUGUGCCAAUAGACAGAAGGGUGUCACAAGGAAGGAGAGACAGCAUUUUUCAAAAGAAAAUUUCCAUAAACAUGAAUAUGGAAGUGGGAACAGAAAGACACUGCUAUAUUUGUGUAUCUGAGUGCAUGUUCCUAUACAAAUACUGAAGCUUAGCCACAUAAAUGCAAGGCAGGUUCAGAAAAACUGAAUCUGGGUGGCAGUAUUUGACUUGUCUUUCUAAAAUUUAAAGGCCAAAUUUCAGGACACAAAUUUCCUUUUUAUUCUGUGUCCCAGAUUAUCAGUUUGAAAUGGACUAAAAGUAACAUCAAGUUUGUGAAGAGCGCUAGCAGAACUGGGUGGUGGAGAGUGGAGGACAUAUUAUGACAUAGAAAAGAAGAAUUUCAAACUGUUAUUAAUGUAGGGAACGAACAAAAGAAUGUAACCUGCACUGUUCUUCUCAUGGUAUUGGUUCAUAAACACCAGCUUGGUUUACCAGCACACCACAUGUGCUUGAAUUUGGUAGUCUCUACAGAAGCAGCUUUAGACAUAAGACCACAAGAACUGAGAGAAAAACCAGUCUGGCAGUGACAAAUCUGCGCUCAGCUGCAGCUCUUUGAGCUUUCUGUGAUCAAAGAAUUCUAGCAAACAAGUCAACAGUUUGGAGCAGCUUCUGUAACCAGAGAAAAUAUGCUACUCAGUUUCCCAAAGUAGAAGAAUUACUUGAGAGAUCAUAUAUUUUAUAUACUCAUGGUCCUACUUAUUCUCCUCUCAUACAACUGAGUUGCUGGGAAUGUUCAAGGCCACACUGAACAAGGCUUGGAGUAACCUGAUUUAGCCCCAUGGCAUGGGGCUGAAGCAAGAUGAUCUUUGAAGUCCCUUCCUACCCAAACCAUUCUGUGACUCUAUAAAUGAAGUAUUUGAAGAUGAUCCUAAUAUUAUUGCCUCACACACCCUUCAUUGGUCAUUCUUCUUGUUCUUGAGGAGACAAUCUAAUUGAAAGAAACAACUCACCAAGGUGACUUGUGAAUUGUGCUGUUAAUGUGAAGGCUGGAGUGAAGCUGAUACUCUGGAUCAGUGCUGCCAUAAAUGACUCUGAUUUUAUACACGAUGGGAAGAGUGAUGCAGCAUGGAUAGAAGCUCAGCAAACUGUGUCUUGUUCGCUGUUCGUUAGAUAAGGUCAUGAUCAGAAGCUCCUUUGAAUCUGGGAAGAGAACCAAAAGGAGAGAAGAAUGCAAGAAAUGUUCAAUGGAGUGCCUAUGCCAUAGCUGGCAUGUUUUUCCUGUGCAGGAGGAAGAAUGUGCAGACCUGUAACAAAACUUUAGAUUGGACUUAUUCUUGCUUAUAUUUAGGCUUCUGUGAUGUUCAUAUGUGUAUGGGUUUGCACGGCAAGGUCCUGGUAGCAGGGAGGCUACAGGAAUGGCUUCUUCUUUGAGAAGCUGAUGGAAGCUUACCCCAUGUCUGGCAAAGACAAUGCCAGCCGGCUCCAGGAUGCCACUGGCCAAGCCUGAGACCUUCAGCCAUGGCAGUAACAUGUCUGGGAUAACAUAUUUAAGAAGGAAAAGUUGUUGGGGAGAAGCAAUUGCAGCCAGAGAAGUGAGGACUGAGAAUAUGUGAGAGAAACAGCUCUGCAGACACCAGAGUCAGCUAAGAAGGAGAGGGAGGAGGUGUUCCAGGUACUGGAGCUGAGAUUUUCCUGCAGCCCAUGAUGCAGGGCGUAAUGAAGCAGAUUGUCCUCCUGGAGCGCAUGGAGGUCUGCAGGAGGGAAGCACAAAUCUACCUGCAGCCUGUGGAAGAGCCCCAUGUUGGAUCAGGUCCUGGAAGGACCUAUGGGUCUGUGGAGAGAAGGUUUCCUGGCAGGACUUGUGACCUCACAGGGGACUCACUUUAAAGCAGUUCCUGAAGGACUGACCCCAGGGAAGGUACCUCACACAGGAGCAACUCGUGAAGAACCACAGCCCAUGAGAAGGACGCAUAUUGGAGAAAUUAAUGGAGAACUGAUCCUGUAGGAGGGAUCUCAUGCUGCAGCAGCACAAGGACUCCUCUUCCUGAGGGGGAAGCAGUGGCAUGAACUGACUGUAACUUCUGUUCUCAUCUUCUUGCACUACUGGUGGGGAGGAGGUAGAGAAUGGGGAAUAAAGUUAA
This is a messenger RNA of Agelaius phoeniceus (red-winged blackbird), 4167 nucleotides long. The record is from RefSeq and is a predicted model, not a curated record. Lineage: Eukaryota; Metazoa; Chordata; Aves; Passeriformes; Icteridae.